This is a messenger RNA of Tetranychus urticae (two-spotted spider mite), 1137 nucleotides long. RefSeq lists its product as uncharacterized. The record is from RefSeq and is a predicted model, not a curated record. Gene Ontology annotation, molecular function: oxidoreductase activity. NCBI's taxonomy places the organism in Eukaryota, Metazoa, Arthropoda, Arachnida, Trombidiformes, Tetranychidae.
AUUUUUUUACGAUUUCAUGUUUUCUGUCAAGUCAGUAAAAUGAUCGACUUGGAUAAUAAAGUUGCUUUAAUUACUGGUGCUAGUGACGGGAUUGGAGCUGCAACUGCUUUACUAUUUUCGUCUUUAGGUGCUAAAGUGGCCAUCGUUGGACUUGAACAGGAUGAUUUGGAUAAAGUAGCUUCUGAGUGCGAAGCCAAUUCACCUCAUAACUACAAGCCAGUUACUAUUAAAGCUGAUUUCAUGAACGAUGACGAUAUUAAACGCACCUUUGAGGAGACAAUUAAUGCUUACAGUCGAUUGGACAUUCUUGUCAAUAAUGCUGGUGUGAUUAAUAAGAAAAGGUUUGGUGACUCUGACAUAGUGGUCGAUUAUGAUCGAGUUAUGCAAGUGAAUAUUCGAACUGCAAUCAUCUUAACAGACUUGGCUAAACCAUAUUUGAUUGAAUCCAAAGGAGCCAUUGUCAAUAUAUCGAGUGUUAAUAGCUUCAAAGCGACUGAUGUUCAUUGGGCAUAUUGCAUAUCCAAAGCUGCUGUGAAUAUGUUUACUCAAGCCAUGGCCAGUCUCUUGGCUCCUGAUGUUCGGGUAAAUGCAAUCGCUCCUGGACCAGUUAAGACUGGCAUAAUCAAGAGUAUGGGUGAUCCUGAUAAGAUUUGGGAUGCAUUGGCUCAAAAAAUGGCACUGAAACGAGUUGCCGAACCGAUUGAAAUGGCACGACUAGUCGCACUACUUGCAUCUGAUGCUGCAAAAAACAUGACUGGCACAAUAAUAACAUCGGACUCUGGAUAUCUUCUAGGUGAUCCUUACCGUUGAUAUUGAAUCUAAGUAUAAUAAAUCUUUGUUUUCAUAAUCAAAGUAAAUCAUUCCAAAAGUUAUUUCCUGAAUAUCAUUUUUUUGUUCGAAGGAUGGUGAAAAGAUUCCAUUUAUUUACUCUUUCUGACUUCUAACUACUCUUGUAACGCAGAUUAUAUUGAGUGUAUUAUCCGUCUCAGGUCAAGUCAAUUGUUUGAGGAUAACCAUCAAUGAAUCACUUCAAUUGUUAUUUUGUGUUAUUAUUGACGCAUUAACAGGUCAGUUCAAUUUUUUACACGAAACAUCAAUGAUAAACACACGAAAUCGAUUAAAAAUAUUAAGAUUUAA